AUGAGACCUCAAUUUCAGAAAAGCUUGUGGAAAAAAGUAUUAACUGGAUCUAAAGCAAUACCAAAAUAUAGAUUCAUACUGUGGCUAGCAGUACACAGGAAACUAGCUACAGUUGAUAGACUUGAGAGAUGGGGAAUAACAGUAGCAGUGGAAUGUGUACUAUGUGCAACAAAGGAAGAGGAGUCAAUGCAUAUAUGGUUUGGAUGUGUCUAUGCCAGAACAAUAUGGGCUACACUGCUACAAUGGCUCAAUGAGAAGCAUCAGAUUGGAAGCUGGGAAGAGAAAAUUGAAUGGCUGAGAAGAAGGACUGCUAAUAAAACUCGAGGUGAAAUAUUGAUAUUCCUAUUCACCGCAAUGGUGUAUCAUGUCUGGGCAGAGAGAAACAAAAGAAGAUUCCAAGGGGGAAUAGUUGCCAGUAAUCAGAGAAUCAAAGACAUUGUGAUGGAAUUACAUAUAGCAGGGCAAAGAGAAACAAAGUGGCAUAAAGAACUAGAAAAUGCGAACAAGCUUGAGAAAGAGCUGUUAAAGCUGGGAUUGGGAGCUGAUCUCGCCGAUGAUCACGUUGUUGUCCAGUAG
Messenger RNA from Nicotiana attenuata, 576 nucleotides. RefSeq lists its product as uncharacterized. Lineage: Eukaryota; Viridiplantae; Streptophyta; Magnoliopsida; Solanales; Solanaceae. The transcript has 2 exons. The record is from RefSeq and is a predicted model, not a curated record. Bases 1 to 576 code for a protein of 191 amino acids.